Molecule: messenger RNA, 162 nt
Organism: Dentiscutata heterogama
Lineage: Eukaryota; Fungi; Glomeromycota; Glomeromycetes; Diversisporales; Gigasporaceae
Source: the annotation of a GenBank genome assembly
AUGAUUUUACCGACCCGUAAUUCUAUGAAAUCAACAUUUACAAAACGUAUCGCAUUAAUUAAUGAAAAAAGAUCAAGAGAUUCAAUGCUAUCUAACGGUUGGCUACCAACAACAAUUUUUGAAAGUUUUUCUGUAAUUUCGCGCGUGUUGAUGAGCUUUGAA